Molecule: messenger RNA, 2099 nt
Organism: Saprolegnia parasitica CBS 223.65
Lineage: Eukaryota; Oomycota; Saprolegniomycetes; Saprolegniales; Saprolegniaceae
Exons: 7
Coding region: 6-2072 (688 amino acids)
Biological process (GO): double-strand break repair via break-induced replication; DNA replication initiation; mitotic DNA replication preinitiation complex assembly
Cellular component (GO): DNA replication preinitiation complex
Molecular function (GO): single-stranded DNA binding; chromatin binding; DNA replication origin binding
Source: RefSeq, a predicted model, not a curated record
CCGUCAUGCUGUGGCCACGAGAGCAGUUCCGCGUCGCGUACAAGCAGGUCGUCUCGGACGCGCUCGACUCGAACGCGGCCAGCGUCCUCCUCCUCGUCGCCCUCGAUGCAGACUCGAUCGCCGCUUCCGCCAUCCUCACCUCGGUGCUGCAGGCCGACAUGAUCGCCUACUCGCUCGUGCCCGUGGCCGGCAACGCGCAGCUCGCGGCCAUGGCCUUUGCCGCCGACAUCCGGUCGGUCUUCCUCAUCAACUGCGGCGCCAUGAUCGACGUCUACUCGACGAUGCAGCUCGGCGGCCGCAACAUCAAGGUCUACGUCAUCGACAGCCAUCGCCCGCUCCACUUGGCCAACGUCUACGACCGUCAUGGCACGGUGUUCCUCUUUGACGACGAAGCGCAGGCCGAAGACGACUUUCCCGAAGAUGGUCCUGACAUUGAAGCCAUCGAACAAGAUGACGAUGACGACGAAGAGGAAGACGAGGCAGCGUCCGACUCGGACAGCGAUGGCGAGGCCGAAGUCGCCGACGGACUUGUGCAGGACGCCACGAAGAAGCGCAAGCGCAGUGGCUCGGACGACUCGCUCGAUGGCGAAGCCGAAGUCCAUGUCGUUCCCGUCGGUGAAUCCAGUGCCAGUGCUCCCGACGCCAUCUCGUCCUCCAUGACGACCAAGGACGACGUCGACGACGGCAGCCUUGGCGACAGCGCCGACAAGGACGACGAUGACGACGAUAUGGACGAUAUCGCGUCCGGUCUCGAGACGGAAGAAGACGAGCCCGACGUUGAGAAGGUACCUGCGCCUCGACCGGGCCGUGGCGCGUCCAAGCACCAACGCCGGAUCGAGAUUCUUCAAUACUACCGCGGGUCGUACUACGGCGCGCCGGCGUCGACGCUCUUGUACGAGCUCGCGUCGCAAGUGAACCAGUCGACACCCGAUAAAGUCUGGUUUGCCAUUGUCGGUCUCACCAAGCAGUUUGUGGCGCAGCAAAUCGACGCGCACAACUACAACAUGCUGGUUCAAAAGUUCCAGGACGAAGUGCUCUCGCUCAACCAAGCAGUCGAUGACGUCACCGACGUCGACGGCACCGCCCUCCCGACCGUGCACGGCGGCACGAUUGCGUUCGAGGAAGAAUACCGCUUCCUCCUCUAUCGACACUGGUCGUUGUACAAGAGCAUGUUCUACUCCAACUAUGUCGCGGCCAAGCUCAAGACGUGGCAGCCGUCCGGAAAAGACGAGCUUGAAGUGUUCCUCGCACGCAUGGGCCUCUCCCUCAAAGAGUGCCAGCAAAGCUACACGUUCAUGUCCAUGGAGCUCAAGCAAAAGCUGCGCGAGAAGCUCCAGGAGAUUGCGCCCGAGUUUGAACUCGACGAGAUUCUCUACGGCUCGUUCCGGCGUCAAUUUGAAUUCAAGUACCAGUGGUGCGCGGCCGACAUUGUGCAUGGCCUCUCGGCGCUCCUCGAGGCGCCGCCGUACCUCAUCCAAAAGACCGUCGAGCACAAGGUGCCUGACGUUCUCGCGAUGGACGAGUCGGUGCCGUUUUGGCAGCACAGCUUUCACAUUGCGUCGCAAGCUCUGCCCUGCAAGAGCAAGCGCAGCUGUACGCUGUUAGAGCAAGGUAUCAAGCUGGCCAUGACCAUGCAAAAGGCGAUCGUGUCCAUGGGCAUCUCGAUCCUUGACCGCAAGCUCAUCGUGCGCAUCAAGCACUUUCGCUACGUCUGCCUCCGGCUCAGCGAGGACGACGAAGCCAUGUUCUCGCACCCGUCGACGCUCUCCAAGCUCGCGCUCUUCCUCGUUGACGUGCAUCGCGAGCAAGGCAAGUGGACGGGCAAGCAGGCGUCGCCGUUCGUGCUGCUCUGCCACCUCAAGGCCCGCAACGUGUACUUGAUCGUCGGGGUCACGUGCCCCGAGCGCGCGGGCGAGAUCCAUUGCAACAAACUCGGCACGGCGUUCAAGAUGGCGGCCGCCGAGACAGGUGCCAAGUACACGCACGACGGCUUUGACACGACCGUCAUGGAGAUCCAGCUCGACGACAUCCAAGGCUUCAUCGAGCAGCUGCACAACGUCCUCGACGCCUAAUACAAUUCGACACUGCAUUUGUUAAAU